ACGUACCUUCAAGUCAUCAUGAAAACUAUUAUAUUACUGUUCAUAUGUGCCAUCUUAGCAAGUAUAGAAUGCCGACCCCAACCGCAGUUUGGUUUAUUCACCAAAACAGUGCCGCAAGUAUUAAAAUAUAACUUCCAGAAUUUCCUCAGGGGAUUUUCGUUUAGCGUAGACACUAGUGACAAAUUCCAUCAUGAAGCUAAAGGGGAACUGAGGUCGGAAACUGGCAGAGAAGAAGACGAAGGAAUCGAGGUUCAAGGAUCUUACAGUUAUAUCGGAGAUGAUGGGAAAGAAUACAGAGUAGAUUAUACUGCCGGAAAGGAUGGUUUUAGGCCGGCUGGUGCACAUUUGCCACCCUCGGCUGGCGUGAAAAAAUUGGGAGUUGGAGAUGCUGCAUGCGCCUCCCUUACCAGUUGCGGAUUGGGUUGAAAUUAUAU
This is a messenger RNA of Anoplophora glabripennis (Asian longhorned beetle), 434 nucleotides long. Its product is annotated as flexible cuticle protein 12-like. Gene Ontology annotation, cellular component: chitin-based extracellular matrix. The transcript has 3 exons. Lineage: Eukaryota; Metazoa; Arthropoda; Insecta; Coleoptera; Cerambycidae. The record is from RefSeq and is a predicted model, not a curated record. Gene Ontology annotation, molecular function: structural constituent of chitin-based larval cuticle. Bases 19 to 426 code for a protein of 135 amino acids.